Molecule: messenger RNA, 492 nt
Organism: Plasmodium relictum
Lineage: Eukaryota; Apicomplexa; Aconoidasida; Haemosporida; Plasmodiidae
Product: conserved Plasmodium protein, unknown function
Exons: 1
Coding region: 1-492 (163 amino acids)
Source: RefSeq, a predicted model, not a curated record
AUGGAUUACUAUAUUAUAUUAAAACAGAAAAUAGAAAGUUUUUCAAAUUGGUAUAAAGCAUCUAGUAUUGGCCAUCGAAAUUUUGUUUGGUUAUUUAUUGGCAGUUUUUGUGGAUAUAUAUACGGUAAAAUAGAAUAUGAAAAAAAAAAAAAAAAUAAAGGAGUAUAUGGUGAUUUAAUAUUUGUUGAUGAAUAUAUAGUAGAUGAUAAGAAUAUAAAAAAUUUUGAGAAGAAUUAUAACAAAUUAAAUAUUCAUUCAUUUAAAAAUAAAGGGUAUGAAUAUACAAAAUUAUUUAAAGCAAUUAAUUGGCAAAAUUCUCCAUUAAGUUAUUUACAGUUAAGGUUAUGGAAAAAUAAAGAUUGUUAUGAUGAAUAUAUGAAAAGUAAAAAUGUUAAUGAAUUAUUGGAUAAUGUAAAAAAAGAAUGUAAAUUUUAUUCUUCUGAUAAAUAUGAAACAAUAGUUGACGAUUCUAUUGUUCGUUUAAUCCCUUAA